Thunnus maccoyii (southern bluefin tuna) is the source of this 1986-nucleotide messenger RNA. RefSeq names its product SRSF protein kinase 3. Gene Ontology annotation, molecular function: ATP binding; protein kinase activity. The transcript has 12 exons. NCBI's taxonomy places the organism in Eukaryota, Metazoa, Chordata, Actinopteri, Scombriformes, Scombridae. Gene Ontology annotation, biological process: protein phosphorylation; regulation of mRNA processing; spliceosomal complex assembly. The record is from RefSeq and is a predicted model, not a curated record. The coding region runs from base 109 to 1353 and encodes 414 amino acids.
AUGCCAGAUAUUUGACCUCUGCAGGCUACAGAUAUCCAUCAUUUUACUUCGAGAUACCGGCUCUUUGAUUGUUCCACUGGCUGCUGUCUCUGCAGGCUAAACCGCACUAUGCAGAGGAGUCCCCACUCAGCUAGAGCUGUUCAACAGCAUCACAUGAGUAAAGCUGGGUCGUCUAAUAGUUUUCAGGCCCUAGGAUGCCACGAACAGCUGGAUCCCAAGGACAGCCAGGACUCUGAGGACCCCAGAGAAUACUGUUACGGUGGGUACCACCCUGUUCAAAUAGGUGACACAUUCAACAGAAGAUACAAGGUGGUUUCUAAGCUUGGCUGGGGCUAUUUCUCCACUGUGUGGCUCUGUCUGGACCUCAGGCUGGGUCGGCGCGUUGCCGUGAAGGUGCUGAAGAGCGGAGCAGGCUUCACCGAGGCAGGACAGGAUGAACUGGCUCUCCUACGAUGUGCCAGUGGUCCUUCGAGCCGUCAUCCCGCCAGUCAAAGGAUUGUUCAGCUGCUAGAUGAGUUCAAGCUGGCCGGGGUCAACGGGGUCCACAUAUGCCUAGUGCUGGAGCUGCUGGGGCCUGACCUGAGGAGCUGGCAGCUAUGUUUUGGAAAUCCAGGACUGCCGCAGCCAUGGGUCAAACAAAUACUUACUCAAGUUCUGCAGGGUCUGGACUACCUUCACACUCAGUGUAAAAUCAUCCACACGGACAUCAAGCCAGAGAACAUCCUGCUGUGUCUGGAGGAGCAGUGCCAAAAAGUACCAGCAGGGGGAAGCAACUCCUCCUCUGUCUCUGUACUAACUGGGAAGGAAGCCAAGUCCACAGAAAAGGAGCAGAUGAACCCCUGCAGAUUAAAGGAAAAUACAGUGAAGAUCGCUGACCUGGGCAGCUCCUGCUGGGUGUACAAGCAUUUCUGUGAAGAGAUCCAGACCCGCCAGUAUCGCUCUCUAGAGGUUUUACUGGGAUCUGAGUAUGGCCCGCCUGCUGACAUCUGGAGCGUCGCCUGUAUGGCCUUUGAGUUGGUCACUGGAGACUCCUUGUUUGAACCCAAAGCCAGCGGGUCCCUCUCCCUGGAGGAAGACCAUAUAGCCCAGAUCAUGGAGCUGCUUGGUAAAAUCCCACCAGCUGUUGCUUUGUCUGGUAAAUACUCUGCAGAAUACUUCAAUCACAGAGGUGAUCUGCGACAUGUUGGACUGCUGAGGUUCUGGAGUCUCUAUGACGUUCUGGUGGAGAAAUACCACUUCCUGUUGGAGGAGGCCUCCGGAUUCUCAGACUUCCUUCUUUGCAUGUUGGAUUAUUAUCCGGAGAGGAGGGCCACUGCUGCACAAUGCCUCUGCCACCCUUGGCUGACCUCCUGAGAAAUUCCUAAAGGCCCUAUAGGCCUCAUCCCCAUCUGCAGUCCAAACAGACAUGGCUGACGUGGCCAAUUUCUGAACUUGCCAGCCACAAAAUCUGUGGGAUGCUAAAAAUCCACAGGGAAUCUUUGAAAUUUUAUACUAAAAGAAUCCAAAAGAGCUAUUUAGACAACAGUUUGUAUAUCUCACUCACUCUGUUUUGUAAGAUUUUUUGGAAUGUGUCAUGUUGUUCUUAUUCAACACCAGAUAGAGAACAGUCUUCUCUCCGCUGUUGCCCCUUUUUGCACUUUAUGCUGCAAAGGUGUUUCCUCACCUGUAGAUCUUUCCUAGGUUAGCAAGGUUGCUAGACUGCCCAACCUUUGAGCCUUAUUUGUACUGUAGCAGCUCUUUUGAAGAGAAUAUGAUUGUGUAUUGUCUAUUACACUCACAGGCCUGUCACUGCUAGCCAGUGUGAAGUUGUCAAUAUGAUGCUAACUCUGAGUGCAGCUUUUUUACACUAAGAUCGAAUGUGCAAUGGAAUGAGAGAAUACAAAAUGUAUACAUGAAAUGAACUUCCACACUGAAUGCUUUUCUUUUAACUUAUGUUUUGUACCAUUUAAUGAACAGCUUUAAAGAAUAAAACUGAUUAAUUGCAGU